Molecule: messenger RNA, 2003 nt
Organism: Brassica napus (rape)
Lineage: Eukaryota; Viridiplantae; Streptophyta; Magnoliopsida; Brassicales; Brassicaceae
Exons: 8
Coding region: 447-980 (177 amino acids)
Biological process (GO): endoplasmic reticulum membrane fusion
Cellular component (GO): endoplasmic reticulum
Molecular function (GO): GTPase activity
Source: RefSeq, a predicted model, not a curated record
UCACGUUAUGUAGUUGUUUCCACAAUUGUAGGAACGUGUAGUUCCAUAUCUAUUAUUUAAAAGAAAAAAGGCAGAUUGAAUUUUCCAAAAGAAACUUGUGUUUUGUAUUUGUGCUUACUCUUAGCUUUGAGAAGGGACCCUACCAUAACGUGACUAACAUGCAAAAACAGAGAAAGAGAAGAUUUUGAAGAGGAAGAUUUGAUCUCACUGACACUUUCUGUCUAAAGAAAGACCAACAAUGGAUUCAAGCGAUGGGUGUUGUUCUGUACAGCUUAUUGAUGGAGAUGGUAUAUACAAUGUCUCUGGCAUUGAUCAUUUCAUUAAAGAGGUGAAACUUGGAGAGUGUGGCCUCUCUUAUGCUGUUGUCUCCAUCAUGGGUCCUCAAAGCAGCGGGAAGAAGAGUACACUAUUGAAUAGUUUGUUUGGAACAAACUUUAUGGAGAUGGAUGCAUUUAAGGGAAGGUCUCAGACUACAAAAGGUAUCUGGCUUGCAAGAUGUGCCGGAGCGAGGAGAGGUGGUGCACGAUAUUGGCCGUGAACAAGCUGCUAAUAAACCUCUCUUGAAAACUGUCUUUCAGACAGGUUAUGAUGAGAUUUUGUUUAGUCCACGUAAAACAACAAUGCUGUUUGUAAUACGAAAUAAAACCAGGACGCCAUUGGAGAACUUAGAGCCUGUCGUAACAGAAGAUAUUCGAAAGGUCGAAAAGAAGCUACCGAAACAGUGUAUCAAGGAGAUUGAUAGCUUGUGUGCAGCCUUCCUGUGGUCUGGUCCAGUGCUAAACACACAAAAGGCCAGGGUUGCAUGGAAGGACUGUUGUAAACCUAAGGAUGAGGAUGGUUUGGGUUUGACAUCAAUCUCGGAAGCAAACAAUGUAUCAUGCUUAAAACUAGUAUGGAGAAUCCUCUCUGCUGCAGAUUCGCUAUGGGUCAGGUGGAUCACCCGCUACUUAAUCCGAAAAAGGUUCUUUCUGGUCGGUUAAGGCUAGUAGCUCCCUUGGUUCCUGGAUGUGGAAAAAAAAUUCUAAAAUACUUAGAUACUGCAGCUCAGUUUGCAAAGGUUGAAGUUCAUAGUGGUGCGUCGACGUCGUUUUGGUAUGAUAAUUAGUCUCCUCUUGGUAGACUGAUAGAAAAAACUCACGGCAGAGAUGCUUUGGACAUGGGGAUUCGACUAAACGACACAGUGGAGAGGGUGGUGAAAUCUCACAGAAGGAGAACACGAAGAGGGGCUAUCUAUAAUCUAAUAGAAGAGGAGAUCCACAACUUGAGGACAAGAGGUCUAGAACAGAGGGAUGAUACUAGUUUAUGGAAGGCAGGGGAGAAUUUAUAUAAAGAUGAGUUCAGCUCUAAAGAAACUUGGAGAUUAACUCGAACAGCUCAUCCAAAGGUUGACUGGCAUAGCGGUAUCUGGUUCUAGUUCAGUACCCCAAAGUACUCUUUCAUGGCUUGGAUAGCUAUCCAAAAUAGGCUUCCAACAGGUGACAGGGUCGCCAACUGGAGUAAUGCAACAACGACAACUUGCUGUCUCUGUUCUGCGAUGCUCGAAACUCGAAACUCGAAACCAUCUCUUCUCUGAGUGCAAUUUCUCGGAGGAGAUAUGGAGAAACCUUACUCAGAAGCUAUUGUCGGUGCAAUACACAAGCAAAUGGAAUGAGGUUACGCGCCUUAUCAAUGAUCAAACAAGGCAGAAGGUUCAUCUGUUCCUGCUCAGAUACGUUUUUCAAGCUGCACUCUCAACCAUUUGGUGUGAAAGGAAUGGGAGACAACAUGGUGAGAAGCCUAAUGCCCAUUCAGUGCUGAUUAAACAAAUCGACAAACUUGUCAGAAAUCGCAUCUCAAGCAUCACAACGAUAGCUGAUCGAAAGUAUACUACAGCCAUGGAGACAUGGUUUUCUUUUCGAUGAUUUUCUUAUUAGAAUCAGAAUUUUAAGUUUCUAUAUCUGUUUUUGUUAAAUCAAACUCUCAGCUAGAGUUACAGACAUUGUAAAAAAGUUUUUUUUUGAAUA